AUGAAGCUCCUCGCUUCCCUCGUUACCGCUGUUGCUUUGAACGCUUCCGUUCUCGCUGCUUCUGCCACCGACUCUGCUGCCUUCACCCUUGAAGAGCGCGCUCCUCCCAAGCUCAACAGCACGCACGACAAGCUCUUCAAAGUCGAUGUUGCCGUAGCCAAAACCCAAGCUAAGAAAGCCGGUCUCACCACUGGUAAGAGCGGGGAACCUCACCGAUACUAUAACGGUGACCAUAUCCACUUUGGCGUCCACAACUGUGACAAGCGGGAUGCCAUUCUCUGGGAAUAUCCUAUUUACUGGGUUGACAAGAGGGCCGAGUGGGAAAAGGACGUCAAGACGACUUACCAGAAGGGCGGUCCUACCCCUAUUCGGGCGGUAUAUGCCAAUAGCAACGGUGGCAUUGAGUACUGCGGUGUCAUGACAUAUACCAUUGUUAAUGAUAAGAACCAGGGCUCAGGCUUCUUCACGAAAUGCUCUUAA
Messenger RNA from Penicillium atrosanguineum, 480 nucleotides. RefSeq lists its product as uncharacterized. Gene Ontology annotation, molecular function: RNA binding; RNA nuclease activity. The transcript is spliced from 2 exons. Bases 1 to 480 code for a protein of 159 amino acids. The record is from RefSeq and is a predicted model, not a curated record. NCBI's taxonomy places the organism in Eukaryota, Fungi, Ascomycota, Eurotiomycetes, Eurotiales, Aspergillaceae.